GGUCGCACACAGCAGAUGCCGAUGACUACUAUACCUACAGGACAAAACAAAUUCUAAUGAACAAUUUAUAAAAUCACUAGUUUUUGCUAUAGAAAAUCGAUGUUAGAACUAUAUUUGUAUUCAUUAAUGAGCUCUCGAGCAAUUUGCAGACAAAACUUUGAAAGUCUCGAGUUUUUCGUCUUGUAAUGGCAUGAGAGUUCUGCAUAGUGAUGUUAAAUAAAUAGAAAAACAACUUCUAAUACCAUUUUAUUGUUUUUAGAAGAGAUUUCGAGAAACUGUUUUGUAAGUCUGCACAGUCUCAUAUUUUCGUUGUAUUAUGCAAAACAAAUUCGAGUUCUCACACGCUCGAGCACAUGAAAUUUCAAUGACGCUUUAAAGUGACACCGUUUUCGAAAGGAUUAAGUGUAUUUCUUUAUUUUUGAUCAAUUUCAAUAGAAUGACUGAACUGAAAUUAAAAUCGUUUUAUUUCAGUUUGCUCUAUAAUAAAAAGAUUGGUGAUUUAGUGAAGUACUACGCAUUAUAUGUAUUAAUUUUUUUUUCUCAAACAAAAGAAAAAUAUAAAUUCUUUGUUAUUGAUAAAAUAGUUUAACUAAAUUUCAACAGAAAAUAAUUCAAAAUUUGUAUGAUGAAGAACUACACGAUAUAUAUUUUAAAAAAUCAGAACCAAUGAGAAUGAUAUAGAAAAUAAAAAUCUUCUUUUUUUUCAUUCAAAUUGAUCAACUUUAAGAAUAAUAUCUCUUUUAUUAUUAGAAAUUUUCAUUUUAUCUAUAUUCAGUCAAAGAUUAUAAGAACGUCUUCUAAUGUGUUAUGGACUUUAUGUUGAUAGAAUUAAUAAUCUAGUCAAUCCCUGGAUCAGUGUCUUUCGAUAUGUUGAUUUCAGUUUUUAUCAACUAUUUCGAUUAACUUUUGUUGAUUAUAUAAGUCAGAUAUAUAUUCGAUUGUGAUCCUUACAGUUUCUUUUACCACUAUAGUCCGUUCUUUCCUGUACUAGUAAUUUUUUUUCUUUUGCGUUCUCCAUUUCAUAUCGUUCUUAAUGACCUUCAAGGUAAAAUAAAGAAUAGUAGCGAAGAAUAUUCUCGUAUAUAUAUAUAUAUAUAAAGGCUCUUACGUAAUACUUUAUUUCUAUUAUAUCGAAUUAUACAAAUCAUCUUCUAUCGUUAUUUUUACUAGUAUGUCUUCGUCAUCAUCAUCCAGUGAACUUAUUGGUCAUUGUCUUUGUGGUGAAGUAAAAGUUAAAAUUGAACGUGAAUCUUUAAAUGAUAAAUCAAAUGGUGCAUACUUAUGUCAUUGUGAAAAUUGUAAACGUGCUGGAGGUGGAUUAUGUUCAUAUGGUCUAAGAUUACCCGAAGAUAAAGUUGUUGUAUUAGAUUCAAAAUCAUUAAUAAAAAAAUAUGAUGAUACAAAUACAAAAUCAAAGAAUUUAUUAGAACGUUAUUUCUGUAGUCAAUGUGGAAGUCCUAUUUAUGGAAAAAGGUCAAACUCACCGAACAUACUAACUAUUAAAUUAAGUUUAUUUAGUGGUGAUCAAUUACCGUGUCCAACAAAACAAAUAUUUUGUAAGGAAAUGAUGAAAUGGGAAAAAAAGAUUGAUGAUGCUAAACAUUAUGAUGAAAGUGCAGAAUAA
Molecule: messenger RNA, 1624 nt
Organism: Adineta steineri
Lineage: Eukaryota; Metazoa; Rotifera; Eurotatoria; Adinetida; Adinetidae
Source: the annotation of a GenBank genome assembly